AUGAGAUCAGACCAUUCUCUAAGAGCAGUCGGGAAAAAGGACAACCGAAAAAAAGAACUUUUAUCUGCAUAAUCAUAUAGUUUAGGCACCCUGUCUCAUCUUAAGCUGUACUUUGUUUUCUUUACCUCUACGUAUCUAACACGCUGAGCAUUUAUUCUAACUAAACUAAAAAUUGACCCUUGGUUUCCUUUUUAACAUAUUUUAGCGUGUAAUAGAAGAGUAUUCAACAUCACGGAUAGAAAUAUGGCCACCACCACCAGUCGCAACCAUAACAAAAGCUCGCCGUCGUUCUGUCAAAGCAAAACGUCCAUCUCAGUCUCAUUUUGAAGUGUCAAAAUCCAAACGACGUACUCCUGUGAAAUCUGUUGGAAAAAAUUCAGCCAUUACAGUUUCAAUUAUAACCACUCCAAAACGUUCUGAUAAUAGUCCAAAAAGAAAAUUAUUCUCAUCUCCAGUAACGAAUGAACGAGAUGAUACAUCUAGUCGAUCCUCAACGACAGUUCAAGAAGACAAUGAUGACGAUGAUGAUUUAACCAUUCGUUCAGAUAACGAUGAUAUCAUCUGUGGUUCAGAUGUACUUGACGAAAAUAAUGAGGUAACAGAUGAUUGCUCAGGAGAAGAGUGGUGGCCUCCAUCGAUGAAUAAUGAUGAUACACCUGAAAUUGGUACACAUGUUUUUGCUAAAUGGACUGAUUCUCAUUUUUACCCUGGUAUUGUGAGCGAUGUUAUGGGCAAUAAAUUUUCAAUUGAAUUCGAUGAUGGUGCAAGGCGACAAGUUAAAUUAAAUGAAAUUAUUUGUCGAAGUUACCUUGAACCAAAUCAGGAUGUUAUGGCACAAACACAAGAUGGAUAUUUUGAUCAUGGAGUAAUUAAACGACUAGUUAAAAAGAAAAAUGGAAAGCUCGGUUAUGUUGUUGAAAAGCAUGGCCAUGAAAAAUGGUAUCCAACGCGUAAGAUCAUGUUAUCAAUGGAACAAAUUGGCCAAUUACCGAAUACACCAAGAACGCCUCAAGCAGAAAAUGCUGAUAAUAUUACGAGCCAAGGAAAACGCAAACGGACAUCGUCUGCAACGCAAAGUUCAAUAAACAAGAAAUCAAAAUCUUCAUUAUCGCCGAAACGAGCUGGUAAAGUAAUUAACUGUUUAUUUAAUAUUUUAUUUGUUUUAACGUAUUGUGUUUUUCGAUCUUUUGAGUUUAUACACCACCUCGAUCAAAAAAGCUAUUUAAUAAUAUGCACUUCAUCAUGACCGGAUUCAGCGGUAAUUUAUAACACAAAGAUAAUUUCUCUCUGAUUGAACAUGUCUUUGAAAAAAGUUUACUUUCUAGAUUUUUUACCAUUACGUGAGAAAAUAAAAAAAUUAAUUGAAAAUCAUUCAGGAAAAGUGAUCGAACAUUUGCCUAGUUCGGUAAGACUAACAAUAGAACAUAUUACAAAUGUAACUGUGAAAUUCGAAUGAGCUAUACGGUGUCUAGUAGAGUCCCAUGUACUGAUUUCAAUGAUGACAUUUUUAGAUGCCAUUGAAAUAUCGUUGCUGAGCUAGUGUCUAUUUUUUUCUUGUAUAGUCAAUAAAUACUCAACAUUUGGUCGAUCACAGUUUUUUGGUAGAUAUUAGAGCUCCGUAUGAGUCCAGUCCAGUUCAGUCUAAAAAGCAGUUUUUUCAGUCCAUGAAAUCUAAAAAAGUAGUCUAUUUCAGUCUACAAUACAAAAAUAACAUGUUUUUUUACUGAUUAUUCCUCGAUUCAACUGAAUUCAAAACUUUUUAUCGAGUCCAGUCUGAGUCCAUGAGCUCAACAAAUUUUCAAUUCAGUUCAUACGGCGCUCUGGUAGAUAUCCAUCGAGACAACUCAUGUGAUAUACAGUUUUGUAGAGAAAUUCUUCAACUACAAUCUGAUUUAUUUUGGACUUGGUUUUCUGACUUGUUGUCUUUGAGAAAAUUGUGAUUAAUCGAACAUGUGUAUUUUUACUAUUUAACAUAAUUAUUUUUUGCCUUGGAGGCCGAUAGGUAUAGAUAUUUAAAAGUUUUUUAAGCACAACAAAUACAUAACACAGAAUGGAAUAUACCAGCAGAAAGUAUUGCAAUUCUCAACAAAAAGGCUUAAUAGAAAUAUGUUGUUGUUUUUGCUCACUUGCAUAAAAAUAAACGAAACAGUUAUGAAAAUAAUCUAAUAUGUGCUAGUUUUUCAACGUAACUUAGACGUUGUAGUCAACAGUUGAUCGACUGAGGGACAGUGUAUUUUUGGAAUAAUAAAAAAAUUUAAUCAGACAUAUUCUACAUCUUUGACCGAGAGAUAUAGAGAAUAAAGAAUAUAAUUUGAAAUUAUUCUCUAUUAUAGAGUCGCCGUGAUAAUUGUUAUUUGAUUAGUGAUAUGGUACAAAAAACAGAAAAAUUUCUUAAUGCAACAAAAGCAAAUGUACCACGCGUUAUGUACAAAUGGAUUAAUGACUCGGUGAAUAAUGUAAGCUAAUUUUUGUUUAAAUUCAAUACACUUUUAAUGACAUGCAUAAGUACGCAGAUGUUAAAAGAUUACUUUGUUUUUAGGGUGAACUUUUAGAUCACAAAUUGUACCAUCUGUCACCAGUUCUAGACGUCUCUAAUGAAUAGAUGAAAUACACUGUUAUCUAAUAAUUUUUGUUUUUCCAUUAUCUUUUUUUUUUACUUGUUAAAUAAAUUGUCUGUAUAUUGUUAUUUUCUUAUUGGUAAGAAAAUCUAUGAUAUUCUCUAGAUUCAAGUUUAGAAAAUUUUUUUCUUGUUAUUAUCUAUUAUAUUUUCACAUUUAUGUAAGGACUACUAUCCAUUUCAAAUUAAAAGUCAUCCCACGAAUUUUGGAAUAACGUUUGAAAGAAAAGAGAUAGAGACAUCCGUUUUUUUUUAAUUUGAAAUAAAUAGUAGUUCACUCUCAAUUUAUUUUUUUAUUUUUUGUGUUUUUCUAAUCCAUUAAAUGCAAGAGUUUGUGUAUCAUGUAGUUUCUCUUUUCUUCUUAAUGAAAUGUUUUCGCUGGUAGUAACUAUAAAUUACAUUUAUGUUAAAUUAGCCACUCAAAAGUUUACUGUAAAGUAAAACUAACAAUGAAUUCUAUUUAAUUUAGAAAAAUCUUUUGCUACCAGGACUCCCUGCAAUGGUGUGCUUGUAUGCGUCAAUUGUGUAAAUUACAAAGGGCACCAUCGUGCAUUAAAUGAUUAGACAGAUCACGGACAACGAACCUAAAAUCUGUGACAAUCUCCUUUAGAUUGAAUCAACAUUCCAUUGAUUCAUGUGGGCAAUCUAUCUGUUUUCAAUAUAACGCUUGGCAUAAUAUUUAGACCUUUAAUCGUUCUUUUCAUUCUUUUACAUUUUUGUUGUAGAAUCACUUGGCUAAAAAACACUAUCAAACACUACUUUAAAUGAGUUACGUAUUCUCUGAAUGUACGGUUUAGUAAAAAAAGACAUUUAUUUUCUAUUUUUCCAGUCCAUUAUGUCAUAUAGACUUAAUAAACUGCAGUAAUGCAUUUUUCUCAUUUGACUCGAGCAAGAAACCUUUCGACGAACUUUUAUCUCUUUAUUCCUUCAUUUGGCGCAAUGUACAUUGAACAUCUUCCGAUAAGCGACAAUGCGAAUAGUACACU
Didymodactylos carnosus is the source of this 3603-nucleotide messenger RNA. Lineage: Eukaryota; Metazoa; Rotifera; Eurotatoria; Philodinida; Philodinidae. The record is from the annotation of a GenBank genome assembly.